Molecule: messenger RNA, 1680 nt
Organism: Plasmodium knowlesi strain H
Lineage: Eukaryota; Apicomplexa; Aconoidasida; Haemosporida; Plasmodiidae
Product: conserved protein, unknown function
Exons: 3
Coding region: 1-1680 (559 amino acids)
Source: RefSeq, a predicted model, not a curated record
AUGUAUAAGUUCCUGCUUGCUUGCUAUGCGUUGACGAGUGUUUUUUUUUUGCCUAAUGAAUCGAAAAAUAUCGAAGGGAAUUUAAACGUGUCCCCCGAACUGGACGAAAACAGAUAUAUUUCCCUGGACAAGAACAAUAUAAACGACUUCAUCAAGGUGAAGGAAAACAAUUUUCUGUUCAGUGUUACCUGCAGGACAUCCAAAUUUUUGAGCGGCGCGAAGAAUUACGUUCUACGUACGGUGUCUUCCUCGUUGGACCUGUUGGAAUCGCUGCGGUCGGAUCACGUGAACCCUGAGAAUGUAGAGGCCCUAGAAGGCGUGGUGGAGAAGACAUGGGACCGAGAAAACAAGGAGUUCCUAGAAACGACAAAAAAGCUAAUCGAGCAGUACACAGAUAGCGAUCUGUUCAUACUACAAAUAGGACUGAACAGCAUCGCAUCAGCAAUAAUCGAGAAACCGGAAAAUGUAAUUUUUGUAGAGGAAGAUGUAGAAGUGUGUAAGAAUUAUUUCAUCCACAAAAAUAAUAGGUGUUUGUUACUGUUGAAAGGAGUGCAGUUCUACUGCAAAAAGGAUGAUGAGGGUGAUGAACAAAAAUACAUACACGAUACGCUUGACUUAAUCACAAAAAUUUACCAAAGUAGGAAUAACCAAGUGAUAGAUGUGCUUAUUGUAAGCCACAAGUAUCCAGUGGCCUUGCUAUACUAUAUGUACCCCUACAUGGAUUCCUCCACCUUGGUCAUACUAAUGGAUAACUUAAACCACCAAAUGAAGGAGGCCAUUUUUGAGUACUACAAUUUUAUAGGCGAGGCAGAUUUUUCCAAAAGUUUUGAGAAGCGCUUUUUUAAUUCCUACGUGCAAAAAGAACAUAAUGAUAUAAGUACCCCUAAUGAGAAUGCUACCACUAAAUAUGAACUGAACGAAAAUGCCUACAUCUAUAGCAAAAUGAAACAGUCUCCAUUUUAUGUAAUCACCUUGAACCCUAAAAUUAUGAUGAACCCACCACAUAAUCGAUACAGAGCUUUUAUAUCCAAUGAGUACACCUCCUCCUACGAGACAGAAAUAGCAAGAAUGAUAAAAGAUAUUGAAAAAAUAUUAAAGCUCAAUGAUACUUUCUACAGAAACAACAAAGCGUUAGUUCAAAAUUAUUUCUCCGUUAUAAAUGAAUUCGAAUUUGAAUUCGAUAAUGAUAAUGAUGAGCAUGUGAAAAAACACGUGACAGAAAUGUUGACAUCUAUACUGAAUUCCUUUGCUACAACAGGAGAUAUAAAUAAAAGCAAUUACAAGUAUGCCUUGGAGAAUUUAGGAAACAUAUUCCGAUUAAUGCUUUUCAAUAUUUAUAACAACUCAAAAUUUAAGUUGCUUUUUACUCCCUUAAUUGACUUUUUUAAAUUAUACAUAAAUAAGGAUGACGAAAAUUAUAUCGUGUAUGAAUUCUUGCUCUAUGGAUUAAUUAAAAACUCCAGUCAGGUUGCCUCCUAUGAGUUGAAGGAACUACUCUUCCUUGAUGUUUUAAGAGAUAUUUCCAAAACGGUGAAUAAACUCUCCAUUGCUGAAGUUAUUCAGGUCGUUACCAGACUGAAUAUCUUACUUAAGAAACUCAGAUCCAGGGAAGACAUUACACACGUUAAGGAGUACAUCAAGCGCGAAUUCAAUAUCGACUAUAUUAACAACGAGUUGUAA